ACUACGACCCCAACGAUCCGCCGCGCAACAUGGCCUCGUUGACCAACGCCGCCACACCUGGCUCAGAUUUCAGUCCUGCACCAUCGCCUGCCGAGUCAUCGGGAAGCAUCUUCUGCGCCGCUGCCGAUUUUGAUCAAGGCCGUCGCAGCUCCAUCCGACAUAUCGUUCCAAGGUCCCCACCACGCCCUCACGACGCCGCCACGUUGUCCGUCAAUACGCACGCCAAUGGCCCCUCCCAGUCAGGCGGGGGGCCUACGAGCAUGAUACAUUCGAUCCCGCCCCGACCCAAGCCCGGCCGCAAGCCUGCCACCGCGGAGCCUGAGACCAAGCGCAAGGCCCAGAACCGCAUCUCGCAGCGCAACUUCCGUGAACGCAAGCAGAAGAAUGUCCAGAUGCUGUCCGAACAGGUCCGAGAGGCCAGUCUGCAAUUCAAAGAUGCCCACAGCAAAUGGCUACGCGAAAAACAGGCCUUGGAAGAACAGCUACGGAUCAAAGAACAAGAAAUCCGGAUCUUGCAAGACCGUGUACGCACAAGUGACGCCCAAAGUUUCAUGUGGAAGGACAUGUACCAAAAAGUGAAAGGAGGCGAAGACGUUUCCACUCCAGAUACCGAGGACCUUCUGCCCAUGCAGAGCUUCGUCCAAUACCGUAGCGCGCGCCACGACGAACCGCUCGAGGGCACGCAAUCAGGAUGCGAUCGCUGCACGCCUGAACAUUGCGCCUGUCUCGCAGACCUCACCAAUGAUAUGCAACUCCCGGACGAGGCCUCGGCUCGUAUGGACGGCGUGUCCAUGACUGGAAUACUUCGCGGCGGCCAAGGAGAAUUCGAUCAAGAGAAGCAUCCCCACGUCGAGUUCGAAGUCGACUUCACGAACAAGUUCAAGAGCGCAGCUUCCUAUGGGCAGCAACAACCUACUACAUUUGCGCCAUCGACAGAGGACAACAAGAUCACAGACUGUGGCUUCUGUGAGGGACAAAAGGACAUUUGCAUAUGCGAUCCCCCUGCUCGUGUUGACAGCGCCGACGAGGGCGUCUCACUCACGCGCAUGAAGAGUGGUUCUUCAGCUGAAGAAGCCAAGCCCAACAUGGCCUUGACCGGGCCUGGCUCUUGUGCCGACUGCCAGUCAAAUCCUCAGCAGCGAGCCUGGUGUCAGCGAGUCGCCCAGCUCCGAAGUGAGGAGACCCCUUCGAGCUCACGGCGCAAUUCAAGCAAGAGCAGCUCGCUCGAUAUUAUGGAACCCAAGGCAUCGACCAGCAUAGACAUGAGCGCCGGCAUUUCGUCGCCUGUGGGUACCGGAAGAACAGUUGGUUGCAGCGAUGCCUUCAAGCUACUUGAUGGUCGAGUUUCGACGGACCCGAAUGCCAUGGACUGGCGCCAACUUAAGCCCGUUCCGCAGGCUUUCGGACGCCAGGACACCCGCAGGGACACUUUCACUAUGGAACCCGGCAUGUACAGCGCGAUGGAGUUGGACGCCAGCAGCAUUCUCACUACCCUCCAACACGCCCAGCGUCCUCUGAGGCCCCGCCCGUCUGACGGUCCACAUGCGCCGCUGAUCGAAGAGGCCGAGGAACGGCGCCGGGCUUCUUUCUCGCCCAUGACCAAGGCCGACGAUCACGCCAUGAUGGACGCAGUCUCUCACUACAAUAUCGGGCAUUAGUUGCGCCCUCCUGUCUUUGCUUUGCCAGAUACCCCGCCUUUAGUGCUUCCGCCAGCAAUCUGCGGCGUUGAUACGGAAGAGUGUCUGUAUUCUGUUUCGCAUGGUCGUUCAUACGUAACGAGAACACAACUUGAGAGUUUUGACGGUCGCUAUGAAUAACGAGUGGACGGUGACACACACACACUCUUCACUUUCUUGCAUUUUGUAUCAUAACGCAUGGCUACUGCAGCCCAGAAUUAGACUAAUGAUUACACGUUUCAACGAACCCAACUAUGGGUCAAAUGAUAUCCUUUCAAUUCACACAUCUGCCUGCAUGUGACGACCCUUAGAUUUCCGCUGAACGUAAAUGGGUUUUUCGAGAUUAUACCGAAUGAACAUCCGCCCGUGCCCAGCUCCGCAGCUUGGCUCGUCAAU
Molecule: messenger RNA, 2072 nt
Organism: Alternaria rosae
Lineage: Eukaryota; Fungi; Ascomycota; Dothideomycetes; Pleosporales; Pleosporaceae
Exons: 2
Coding region: 30-1658 (542 amino acids)
Cellular component (GO): nucleus; RNA polymerase II transcription regulator complex
Molecular function (GO): DNA-binding transcription activator activity, RNA polymerase II-specific; transcription cis-regulatory region binding
Source: RefSeq, a predicted model, not a curated record